AUGCUUUUUUUACAGUCCGAACACCUUUCUUCUGGUAGACCGAUAAUAAUUGACGAAACUUAUCCAUCACCAGAGACUACAGCCUUACACGAAGGAGGGUACGAGGGAGCCCUUGUACCCCGGGCGGAUUCCCCAACAGACAUUCUGUCAAUGUCUGCCUACGGGAAACCGCAACCACCACAGCUCCAUGGUCAGUAUGGUAAAGAGGCACCAUUUUGUCAUGAUGCUACCCGAACUGGAGAAUCACUAACUCCAAACGCAGGCUAUGAAACUGGACGAUCAUACUCCGAUAACUCAUUUCCUUACUCAACGCCUUCGUAUGGAACUCAGUCUUCAAUUCCAACAUCAACGCCUGCCCCAGUUUACCAGAAUGCCGGACAAAUGACUCCGCUAGGUUAUGCAUCGGGUAACACACGUACUACUUACGAUGAACAAGCGGGUCCUUACUUGAAUGUUGGGUCUACGCCGAUACCCGAAGUUACAUCUUUUUCGCCUCAGCGGGGAAGUCAGGGUACUCCAGUGAGCGUCUGCAUAACCACUUUGUAUGAGCUAUUAACCUCAAACUCGCCGACCUUCUAUUUGGUGUUUGGACAGCAGAAAUGCCAGGCCUCAGUCCGAAAAAUCAACCAGUCUGGAGGAGUUUGCAAUUACAUUGUGGCUUGUGAAGUUCCUCAGUUUGCAUCUACAAAUUGGUCAUCGUCAAGGGUACCGGUAUCGAUGUUCUUGGAAGGUGACGGAGAUGUAAUUUCCAAAGUUGAAGUUGGGGAUUUUACUUAUGAAAAUGGCCCGCAAUCACUGGACGGAUCUAGGAAAAUGAAGAUGUCACCUGAAUCUGCGGAAUUGAUGAGGAGUCCAGCGAAGCGCAAUACUCAACAGAUUAAACCGAAGGAGGAAUAUCCUUAUGCCUUUUCAUCAAGUGAUGGGUCGCCAUCCUUCUCCUCACCGUACCUUCAAACAAGUUCUGCCUACAACAAUUUGAUGCCUCAGUACAGUCGAUCUUCCGGUGCUUAUGCAGCUCAAGCUGCGCCGAGGAAUAUGGAAUAUGGAUAUGGGAAUUCAUCGACGGCUUCACCACCGACUUUGAAAGCACAUUCUCCGCAUGUAUCUACUUGGAAUUCUGGAUAUUCGACGAUCGGUUCAAGUAUGGCGCGAAGUCCUGGGUUACCAUCAAAUUCGAUGCAACGAUCGAAUCUGUCAUCUUUGCCCUCGCCAGGCAAUCCAGUCCUGAUGAGAACUUCGACGUUACAAUCUUCAGGUCCGGGUUCCACACCUCAUGCUGGUCAUACUUACAAUCCUUACCCAAUGUAUGCAAAUAAAGCCAAAUUAGAAAUCAGUGGAGAUCUGAAUAAGAUGAUGAUAAACAAUUGGACCUCAGAGGAGUGGGAAUCAAAGAGGCGGCUUGUCCGAUUCAAGCGAUCACAAUCUGGAUGCACCAUCACGACAACUUUUCACCCGAUCUCAGCCGAUGAACGACCGCCUCAAAGUGUUGUAAUCAGCUGUAUAUAUUGGGAGGAGAAGAAUGAUUGUUAUGUCACAAGCGUGGAUACUAUCACUCUAUUGGAAGCAUUAAUUGGAGUAAAGUUUACCGUGGAGGAAAAGAACAGGAUACGAAGGAAUUUAGAAGGUUUCCGACCCGCGACUGUGUCUAAAGGAAAGCCUGACAGCGAAGAAUUCUUCAAAGUUAUCAUGGCCUUCCCUAAUCCUAAGCCUCGUAAUAUUGAGAAGGAUGUCAAGGUCUUUCACUGGAAGGAUUUAGGACCCGCUUUGAAGAAGAUUAUCAGCAAAUAUUCCGCCAGUCCUGCCUCAAUUCUUCCACCCGCACAUGUUCCUGCCCUCCUGACACCCGUCAGCUCCACUGGUUAUGCUACGGAACCUUCAUCUGCAGGCUUGCCAUACACAAAUGAUCAUCAUGGAGGAAUCUCACCAAGAUCAAUAACAGGAUCAACAACUUCUACAGCUUACAAUUCUAAUAUUCCCGCACAAAGAGCCAUCUCACCACAAAGUCAAAAAUCAAUAAGUUUUCAAGGUGGUCCCCCUGAUCUAAGAAUCGCAGUACCACAUGGUGCACAAGAAUCGAGUCAUUGGCCACAAGGAACUACACAUCACAUGCCUACACCACAACAACAGUAUCAAGCACAACUGGGAAAUGCGGCAGCCGCAGCAGCAAGCGCUAGAGGCUCAUGGGACUUGUCGAAUUAUCUUGAGAAUAGCCCCGCGACUGCCGCCGGCAGUUCGGGACCGGGGGUUGAUUAUCAAGGUCAAGGUCAACAGCAACAUCAGACGCCGAGCAACGUUGUGGAUGCUUCAAUGGCUGGCGGGGGUAAUGGAAAUCGCGCUUUAUCUUCUCUUCAACAUCAGCAACAGAGUCAGCAGAUACCGCGUACGUGA
Sclerotinia borealis F-4128 is the source of this 2388-nucleotide messenger RNA. The record is from the annotation of a GenBank genome assembly. Lineage: Eukaryota; Fungi; Ascomycota; Leotiomycetes; Helotiales; Sclerotiniaceae.